This is a messenger RNA of Periophthalmus magnuspinnatus, 1762 nucleotides long. It is a transcript of the gene xpa, whose product is annotated as xeroderma pigmentosum, complementation group A. The record is from RefSeq and is a predicted model, not a curated record. Bases 155 to 961 code for a protein of 268 amino acids. Lineage: Eukaryota; Metazoa; Chordata; Actinopteri; Gobiiformes; Gobiidae. Gene Ontology annotation, cellular component: nucleotide-excision repair factor 1 complex. Gene Ontology annotation, biological process: nucleotide-excision repair, DNA damage recognition; base-excision repair; nucleotide-excision repair involved in interstrand cross-link repair. The transcript is spliced from 5 exons. Gene Ontology annotation, molecular function: damaged DNA binding.
AAAAAAAAGCUUCACAAGAAAUAGCAGAAAGAGACAAGGCGGAAGUAGGAAAAACGUCAACAUGUUUUUUUAUCAGUCUCUGCGGUGACUUACAGAGAUGCCUUGCACAAAGUAGGUUCCUUUUUAUGAGUUAACCUUUGUGUGUAGUAAAAACAUGGAGCUGCCGGUGGAUCCAGACCCAGAGCCGGCUCCUAAAGUCGAGUUAUCUGCAGCGAUGCGGGCCAAGAUUGAACGGAACAGACAGCGGGCUUUGAUGCUCAGACAAGCCCGACUGGCGAACCGUCCUUUGUCCGCAGUAGAAGGUGCAACAUCCGCGAAAGUGUCUAAAACUAUUGACUCAGGGGCUGGGUUUUUCAUUGAGGAAGAGGAGGACGCAGAGGAACAGCAGAGGAGCCGAAAGGUGGUCCAGCAGCCAGCUCCUGUGAUUGAGCCAGACUAUUUAGUGUGUGAUGACUGUGAAAAACCUUUUAUGGAUUCCUACCUCAGCAAUAGCUUUGACUUGUCUGUCUGCGAUAAGUGCAGGGACAAUGAAGAAAAGCACAAACUCAUUUCUAGAACAGAGGCCAAACAGCGUUACUUGUUGAAAGACUGCGACCUGGAUAAGAGAGAACCUCCUCUUCGAUUUAUAUUGAAGAAAAAUCCACAUAACUCUCGCUGGGGAGAUAUGAAACUGUAUCUGAAAAUGCAGGUUGAGAAGAGGUGCAUGGAGGUCUGGGGGUCAGAGGAGGCUCUUGAAGAGGCCAGGGAGACAAGGGAGGAGAACAAAGAAGUACAGAAACAAAAACGAUUCAACAAGAAAGUAAAAGAGCUGCGUAGGGCAGUGAGGAGCAGUAUGUGGACCAAAGACACUAGUGCUCACCAACACGAUUACGGCUCGGAGGAGGUGGUAGAUCCAGACGAAGACCUGUACAAGAAAACCUGCACCACCUGUGGACAUGAACUUACAUACGAGAAGAUGUAGGGAACAGCGCACCGAACAUUAAGGUUACUUCUAUGACUUCCUCAAGCUGGACUAGACUCUUAAUGCACAGGAGAGUUUAAUACUGUCAACAAAUAUUGCACCUACAGUCCCUUUCUCUCCAUGGCAGAAUUUCCUGUUUUUGAGGUUUUGCAGGUGCAGUAAAAGUCGCAAAAUAUGACCCAUUCUUACAAAUGGUUUUGUACAUCGGUUAUUUUUGGACUUAAACUUUAAGGUUUUUAUCUUAAGACCUUAAAAUACCAUUUUAAUUAUCAGGUAUAAAAGUAGAGGAACCAUUGAUACAUUGAGGCGGCAAUCUUGUAACUGCAAGAAGUGCAAAAUUUAAAUAGAAAAUAUAAAAAAACUGCGUCAGAAAUGUCAUUGAUUAAAGACACGUUUUUACUCAAUUAUGAAACUGAAUAGUCACCCCAAUAACACUGCCGCUGUACAUUUAAUAGAGUUAGAGUAUGUUUGCAUUUCAAUGUAUGGGCACAACUGGUGUUUUUUGUAUUUACCGUUACAUUUUUCAAGACGUUUUCACAUUCGACUGAAUAUGGACUCUGGAUAAAGCUCAAGAACAAAAAAUAACAAAAAAAAAAAAAAAAAAGAACGUGUAAGAACAAAAAAAGCUAUAAGAAGAGCUUUCCCUGUUAGACUGCAUGAGCUGGAACUAGAUUUCUGUUACUAUGUGUUACCAGGAUGAUAUGGACACAAAUGAAAUGACUCAAAUACUAAAGCUAAACAUUUUCAGUUGUACAUUUUCAUUCCAGUGAUACAUGAAUAAAAUGUUUUUAAAGUGUUAUG